This is a messenger RNA of Cyprinodon tularosa, 1382 nucleotides long. It is a transcript of the gene parp16, whose product is annotated as poly (ADP-ribose) polymerase family, member 16. NCBI's taxonomy places the organism in Eukaryota, Metazoa, Chordata, Actinopteri, Cyprinodontiformes, Cyprinodontidae. Gene Ontology annotation, cellular component: membrane; intracellular anatomical structure; nuclear envelope. Gene Ontology annotation, biological process: endoplasmic reticulum unfolded protein response. The coding region runs from base 163 to 1149 and encodes 328 amino acids. Gene Ontology annotation, molecular function: NAD+ poly-ADP-ribosyltransferase activity; kinase binding; protein serine/threonine kinase activator activity. The record is from RefSeq and is a predicted model, not a curated record. The transcript has 7 exons.
UUUUGAUUUCGUGGGUUAUUUUCCCUUCUCAACUCUGAUUUGGAUUGGUGUCCCAGAAAAUCCAAACUGCCCUUGAACGCAGCAGUAAUCAAGCUAACGUUUGUUAGCUUUUCCCUUUACUGUGGUGUUAUGAGUUGAGCAAGACUUAAGCCAGUGCUGGGAAUGCAGCCACCUUUGCCACCUGAGGCUGUCAGAGAGCUGGUGAGCUCCUGUCUGCACAGAGACCCUGCAGCUGCAGAUCUACGCUGCAGCCUGUUUGUGGCUGCAGCUCAGAGCUACAAGAGGGACUCUCUGCUCAGACCCUUCCCUCCUCGCUACAUCAGUGGCGACAUUAAGGACUUUGAGGAACUGUUGGCUGAUGUAAACUCCCUUCCUGGUGUGAGAGAUUUGGUGAGGUUACGUCCAAAUGAAGGAGAGCACCAUCUGGCCCUCAUUCACUGGAUUCUCUCCUCAAAGAGCUUGGCUGUGAAGACUCUACCAAAGGAUGAGUACGCCAAACUCUGUAAGCUGACAGAAAAUGAAGGGAUUUCUGCACCUGUUCCUGACUUCCUGUUUGAGCUGGAGUACUCUGAUCACUUAAACUCCAGGUUUGAGAAGACGAGGGAAGGAAGAGAUGUCUUCUACGCAUUCCACGGGAGCCGCCUGGAGAACUUUCAUUCAAUCAUUCACAACGGGCUCCACUGCCACCUCAACAAGAACUCUGUAUUCGGAGAAGGGACCUACCUAACUAGUGACCUCAGCAUGGCCGUCCUCUACAGCCCCCACAGCAGUGGCUGGAGAGAAAGCAUCCUGGGUCCUCAGCUCAGCUGUGUCGCCCUGUGUCAAAUUAUCGACCAUCCAGACGUUAAAUGCCAGGUGAAGAAAAAAGAUUCUGAUACCAUAGACCGGCAGCGCUCCAGAGCCAAGAACAGCGAAGGGGGCGACGUUCCGCAGAAAUACUUCAUAGUUACCAACAAUCAGCUUUUACGAGUCAAAUACCUGUUUGUCUACUCUCAGGGGAAACACCUGAGCAGGCAUUCCCGCAGCAGGUCGUGGAUUCUUAGACACCAUUUCGCCAUCAUGAUGAGCCUCUACCUUCUGCUGCUCAUAUUCAUCGGUGCCUUGAACUCCUCGUCGUUCGUCUCCUUCUGGAACAGACUGUUCAGGUGACGGGCCAGCAGGAGCGACGACCCAGACGUUAUCAUCUGUGGUGCCUUUUCUGAUCAGACACACGAUUAUGCUUUAUGCACCUUUAACUCUGCUCUAAUAUUGUAAAAACUCUUGUUUGCUGUUAUGGAUAACAGAUCCUUUAAACAGCGGUUAUAGGACCCUGUUCUGUAUUAAUCCUGUUCAGAUAAGGCUGCUCUGUGUUUUAAUAAAGAUCUGUAAUCCUCCAUGUGUAA